CGUUCGCCCACGCACUCCAUGUUCAUAUCUAAAGUGAAAGUAUUCAUCAAAGAAAAUGGACCCUAUUGUAGUUUUUAGCAGAAAUGUGGCGACAAUCAAAACUCCUGUUAACUUCUGUGAUGUAAAUAUGGCCAGUCAUUAUCCUGUGCAGAAUGUGAUGCUUCAAUGUAACUUUAGAAACUUGUAUGAUUUUUCUCGCAAAGCUGGAUCUUUAUUGCGAUUGUGUAUGUUGGAAGCAAGUGGAAUGAAAGCUUAUCAUAACCCUAAAUUUAGUACUAAACUGCCAAACAUGGGUUAUAUUCAGCCGCAUGUAUCACCGAGUGUACCUGGGUAUCUACCACCGUGUGUUGUACCUCAGUAUCUACCACCGAGUGUACAACCGAAACGUAUUGAUAUGGCACAUGGAGAUGCUCGUCGUGCGAAGCGCCUUGCAGCAGAAUUCGAUCGCUUAUUUCCACAUUUUUUAAUCGAGUGCGAUUUAGAAGAUUGUAUGCCUCAACUCAAACUACCGAAUCUAGGCAUUAUACAAGCGACGAUUCCUGGCCACAUGUAUGUGAUAUAUUUUGACGAAGGGAUUAUCUACCGCAUUGAUGCAAGCAUUGAUGUCAUGUCAUGUGUAUGGACGGUGGAUAAUACGAUCAUGAUUGACGCAGGCGUAUGUGUGUCAGUUCAGAAGUAUAGUUUUUGUGGACCCGAAGUUUCAUUUUUCAUAUAUGAAAAUGGAUUUACCAAAUUCAAGUCGGUUACAAAGCCAGUUAUCCCUUAUUUAAAAUCCGAAUGUCGCUAAAGGCUACGAAACUAUACCUCAUAUAUGUAGAGACACUUAAUUUUUAAUAUCACAGUGAUCCUUUCGACGCUUGGCGUCCCAGAAUAUGGCUGACUCUUGAGAUAUUUAUAAGUGCAUGAUCUCCAAGAUUUAAUUUGUAUUGGCCCAUAUCUAUCGGAAUCCUAUUGAAAAACAACUCUAUUUCUUCUGUUAAACGAAACGAAUCAUUAUAUCUUGUGAAAUUUUGCGUUUUUGUAUGCAAAAUGUUUGUAAUAAAAGUAUAUUCAUUAGAUACAGCGGAAUGUAAACAUAAAAUGUCGGCCUAAACACAUUCAAGCGUGCAAGGACAUGCACUGCCAUGAUACUUAUUCUUUAAAGGCAAAACAGUUUCAGUCUCUAUAUGGACGGAGAUUUCUUAUUUUUAGAUUUCUGAUAAAUAGUUUUAAUUUAAUUUUUACUAUUAUGACUAUCGCUGAUUGAAUUCGAAACUGAUGUGUUAUUGGGAAUCUCGGUACGUUACCUAAUGCUAAAACUGAUAAAAUUGAUAUUUCUUUGCUUUUGUGGGCAUCAAUAUACAAUUAUAGAAAUUAUUGCAUGCGAUUAUAUUUUAAAAACAGAUAUAGAUUUAGUUUGUCAGAAUUAUAUAUUAGUUCAUUCUUAUAUCAC
Molecule: messenger RNA, 1432 nt
Organism: Paramuricea clavata
Lineage: Eukaryota; Metazoa; Cnidaria; Anthozoa; Malacalcyonacea; Plexauridae
Source: the annotation of a GenBank genome assembly